AUGGAUGAGAAAAGAGUGAGGGCUGUCCUACGCGGGUCGAUGCUAGAUCUUCCCUACCGCAGCUCAAGGGUCGUGAGAAUCUUCAUCAGUUCAACUUUCACAGAUACCAGAGAGGAAAGAAAUUUGUUGAUGGAAGAAGUUCACCCCAAACUAACAUCCUACUGCAGGAAGAAGUAUGGACUCGAAUACCAGGUUGUAGACAUGCGCUGGGGAGUUCCAGAGGAUGCAGCUGAUGAUCAUUUGGCCACCUCUCUGUGCCUUCAGGAAAUACAGAACUGUCAGAGGCUGUCCACUGGUCCCAAUUUUGUGACAUUUCUGAACCAGAAACACGGAUUUCAUCACCUGCAAUCAUCUAUACCCAGUAAGGAGUUUGAUGACCUUGUCCAGGCUCUACAAGCACUAGGACAGGAUCACAGUCUGCUGGAUGUUUGGUACAAACAGGACACCAAUUGUAUACCACCCGUACACUUACUGCAGCCAAUCAGCUCUAUCAUAACAGAAUAUAAAAACAAGACAGGUGAUGCUAUAAAUGAAUGGAAAACUGUACAGAUGAACUUGAGGCAUUUACUUAAAACAGCCAGUCAGCAUUGCUUUGACAAUGGGAAAAUAAGUGUCGAAGAAAAACACAAAUACUUCAUGUCAGUGACUGAAGAAGAGGUACUGCAGGGGAUACUUAAGGCUGCUGCAAAGCCAAGUAACCACUGUUUGUGUUUCAUACGAAUCAUUGACGACAUAAAAUCUCAUCUGAAUCACAAUAAAGCUUGGCGCUUCAUUGAUAUGGUGAACCAGGAGAAAAUAGACGAAGAAGCCCAGGAAAUCCUCUCCAACCUGAGGGAUGAAAAAGUUUUAAGCAAAAUGGAAAAAUCCAACAUUUCAAAGAAAACUGUCAACUGGAGUGAGAAAGACGGCAUAAACAAAGAGGAACACAGUGAUUACCUGCGUGAAUUUGGAAACAUAUUCUACACUGGGGUCAAGCAACUUAUAGACAAAGCUGUGCAAGAGGAACUCAAACUUGCCCAUGAUGAUUUGUACAUAGAGGUACUCCAGCAUCUGACCAUGGCUAAAGAAAGAUGUUCCAUGUUCCAUGGCCGAGAGGACAUUCUAGAGAAAGUGGCCACCUACCUUUGUGGGGACUCUGAUGAACCAUUAACAGUCUAUGGACCCUCGGGCAGUGGCAAAACUUCAAUUAUGGCCGAGGUGGCUCGACAGGUCCCGUUUACAUACAAGAAAGAAGCGAUUGUGGUCCUUCGUUUCCUGGGUACUUCUCCAGCUAGCAGCAAUCUCUGGCGCCUCUUGAAGAGUCUUGUUACCCAAAUUUUGUCCAACAUCAAUGGUGAUCUGAAGAGUAUACCUUCAGAAUUCAACAAACUCCUUGCAUUCUUUCAAUCCCUAAUUGAGAAGUAUGAAGAUCACUCUUCAAAACCACUGGUCAUUCUGUUAGACUCAUUAGAUCAGUUGAGUUCAGAUUUUGGGGCUCACACUCAGAUGGUUACCCAAAAAGCUUGGGAAGAAUGUAAGGAUUGUGACAUCAACAUAUACAGAGAGGCCUUCAAAAAAUGUAGUCUACCUCUGUAUGUGAAGUUAGUUUUUGAAGAUGUUCUGACAUGGAAAUCCUACACAACUGUUUCUAUGGAUACACUUUCUUACACUGUACCGGAGAUCAUCAACUCCCUACUGCUGCGACUGGAAACCAAACACGGGAAAGUGUUUGUGAGUCGAACCUUGGCCUACAUCACUGCUUCUCAGUCGGGUAUCAGUGAGGCGGAACUGGAAGACGUUCUUUCCCUAGAUGACACAUUGCUGACAGAUGUAUUUCAGUACCAUGUUCCACCAUUCAGAAGGAUCCCGUCCGUUCUUUGGGUAAGAGUACGACAUGACAUCACCAGUUAUCUAGUAGACAAAGAAGCUGAUGAUAGCCGUGUGUUCUUCUGGUAUCAUCGCCAAUUCUACGAAGCUGCUGAAAAACGGUAUCUGUCAGAUUCAAAGUUUAGCAUGGAAAUUCACUCCCUACUGGCAGACUACUAUCUCGGAACUUGGCACAAUAAGCCCAAACCUUUCAAUUACAGUGAAUCCCAAUGUAAGAAGUUGGGCCUCACCUCACCAAACAGCGAAGCAGAUAGAAAAGUUGCAGAUCAACCAAUCAGUUUCCUUUUUAAAGAGGAUGAAAUAGAGAAGAAGAGAUUCAAUCUUCGGAAACUCAACAAAUUACCAUUUCACCUCAUCAAUGCUGACAGAAACUCUGAAUUGCGGAGUGUGUGUUUAUUCAAUUAUGAUUGGUUACUAGCAAAACUUACAGCCACAUCUGUACAGCAGCUCUUAAGUGAUUUCCUUUUGUCAAGGCAGAAUAAGGAUGGAGCCCUUCAGCGAGUUCUGAAGACAGCACAGUCAACACUUGCGAAAUAUCCUAAUACCCUUGCUAUGGAAAUUUCUGGCCAUCUUUUACCGCUGUUGUCUGAUGUUAAAAACAGUGUGGAGAAAUUCUUGGUCGAAGAAUGUUUGAACAGAAUUCGGUCAGACAAGACAACUUUGCCAUACCAAACCUGUUAUAACACUCCAAAAGAAGCCCUCCUCUUUAAGUUUGAACAUCAGGGUAUCCCAUUUGGUUCAUCUCUUGUGGCGAUGUCCAACGACUCGUCUCAUCUCAUUGCUUUAGCUGAACAGAAUGUGUUGGUAAUGUGGGACCUUACAACUGGAGAAAUAGAACAACAAGUCAAGCUGCUGGAUCCAGACAUUGUCAAGCUUAACAUUAUGACAACCUCUUCCGAACAGAAUCUGGCCAUGUUUUACUCAAGCUAUCAGAAGCAGGGAAACCAUAUAGUUGUGGUGAACAUGUCUACGGGAAAUGUAGUUAACACUAUGGAGAUGGAAAAGGCCUACCCUGGUGUUGGUUUUACAGACAGCCUGGAGUUUGUCGUGACGAAAACAAAGAUAGUCUGCAUGUACAGGGGUCAUUCAGCAGAUCUGUUUGAUCGGCAAACAGGAAAACAUGUAUCACAGUUUGGUGUGGUAGCAGAUGACAUUGUUCUUCUUCCUGAUCAGAAUGGUGUCCUGUUUCAUGAGAAGCAGACUCAAAGGUUAAGAUUAUUUAAUAUCGACACGGGAGAAGAUGUAGCUGCAACAGAUAUUCAACAGGAACCAAGGAAAGUUAUAGCAGAUCCCUCAGGUACAGAGGCAGUUGUCGUCUUCAAAGAUUCUUCUACUUUCCAAGUUAUUUGUCUGGAGACAAAUGAUAAGAAAUUUGGAAAUGUUCUUUCUGAAAGAAGAAUAACUAAAAGGAAACCGACAUCUAACGUUAUCACUGAUGCGAAGUUCUCGUUGGACGGAGAAAACCUUAUAUUGACAACAAGUCAUGGAUUUGUUAUUCAACAUUACAAGUCUGGUCGAGAGAAACAUGUAUUUGCAAUUCCCAAUGACGUUAUACCCGAUCACAAAGUUCUUGCUUUUGACGGACACAUGACACCGGACAGAAAAUAUUUUGUUUCUGCAUACGAAGGUUAUCUUAUUGUUUGGGAUACGGAAACGUGUAGGGUUCUGCAGAGCAUGGAAAUCAGUCGCUCUAAAACAGUGGCGGCUGUUAUGUCUGAAAACGGAGACUUUCUAGUCACAACACACAAACGGAAUAAUGUUGUGACAGUAUGGCAAAUCUCCUCACUUGUGUCGAAACAAGCGUCUUUUGAACCUCUAACAAUCAAAACUGCACCGCGUUAUCUGGACGCCUCGGAGAAUGGGGAAGUUGGUGUAAUCCGAGGGAACAUGUCGAAUGAGGUGGCCAUCUUGGACAUUCUUGGUGGUUGUAUCAGGUUCUACAUUUCUAAAGAUUAUGAGGUGAUGCAACCUGUGAUAACCCCAGAUGGACGUAAUGUCGUUCUCAGAGAAUACAGUUCUGACAGAGUCCUGAAGGUGUGGAGCAGCGCUACUGGUCAUUUACAGAGUUCUGUUCCCUUGUCAAGUCUCCUGGUAAAGUAUUAUGUACUAGCUAACAACAAAAUGGCUGUUUAUGUCAACAAUUCAGGUAUAGCUCAGGUCAGCUUUUGGAGCAUCCCAGAAUCAAAUCAUAUACGCACACAGGAGUUAGGGGCAGCGUUAGUCGGUGACAUGUUCAUGUUCUUCGAUUCUACCAGUGACAACAUCGUCAUAUCAGAAUCUACCUCUUUGGGUGAUGUUGAUUUGUCAAAUCUUGUUGUUUACGAUAUUGAAACAGGCGAAAAGAGACUAACCUUCCCACGAGUUGUUUCAAGUUGCACUCAGUCCCUCGUGAAGGAAAAAGAUUUGGUGUUACUGCAGCAGCAUGAUGAAGGCUCUGACACAAAGUCGUUGAUCAUUUUGGACAUACGGUCAGGCGAAGUCAAGAGAAAAGGGAGUAUUUGUUCCCCCACCAGACUUUUUAUGUGUAAGGAUGGUCGCUAUGGUAUUGACAGGACAAGGAAUUUAUACAACCUUGAAAAAAUGACUUUUGAAUUUCAAUAUGAUCCUGAUGGAGAUUAUCCAAAAAAGCCGAGUAAUCAAGCUAGUCCGAAGUUAAGCAAUGAUGGACAUGUAGCUGUAUGGCUGAACGUCUACGCAUCCUUAUUGUUGGUCGGUGAUAUCAAGACAGGGAAUACAAUCAACAUCUGUCCGAUCCACAGUAUCCCACUUUCCCUUACCGUUACCGUGAACGAUCUCCUCCUUAUCGGAUGUGAGGACGGACGGCUCAUGUUAUUGCAGCUGGUCAGCAACACCAAUGAUGAAAGCAACUUCAUCUCGGAGUUUUUGUCCCGACACAAAAAUCACAGCCAGAGAACUAAGGUGGUGAAAUACAAGGGAAUGAAUAAGCCUCAAGGACAGAAAGCAUCUAAGUCAUGUUCUCUUUUGUGA
Messenger RNA from Ylistrum balloti, 4854 nucleotides. Its product is annotated as NACHT and WD repeat domain-containing protein 2-like. The record is from RefSeq and is a predicted model, not a curated record. Lineage: Eukaryota; Metazoa; Mollusca; Bivalvia; Pectinida; Pectinidae. Gene Ontology annotation, molecular function: protein binding.